CACUCAUACUGUUUUGAUGGCUCACAACGGCUCCGGAGACUCGUCCUCCUCACAUGUCGAACCAAAUAUCUAUGAAAUAGAUCCCAGUCGUACGGCACGUCAAAUUUACGCUUUGGGAGAUGUUGAGAAGGACAUAUCCCGCCUGCUUUCACUGGCUGCUUCGUCCAUUUCCCUGUUGACUCUCCCGCAAACGGACGGACCGGACGACAAUCUAUCACAGGGUGACGAACGGUCAGAGCAGUUCGUGCUGGAAGUAAGCGAGUACUUCGAACGACUAGACGCUAUCCAAAUUGCCAUUCGCUCCUCUCUCGCCCAUAUUCGCCAAUCACGUAUUGCGCCUUCGGCGAUUGAUGCUCCUCCGCCUGGGUUUGUACCUUCUGUGACAGGCGCUGAUAUUCCUCCACCUACCAAUCCAGGAGAUGGGAAUUUAUCAAAUUCGACUACAGAAUCGUGUGGGUUACAAGAAGAGCGCAUAGAGAGAGACGCCUGGCGCGGAGCGUUGGAUGCGCUGACGCGAAUAAGGGAUCAGCGUUCAAAGGAGUUCAAAGAAAAUGAAGACAUGGCGGAUGCGACUGCUUUCACGGGUUGAACGAGAUUGAACGUUCGAACCAUGGAUGAUAGAAUUUUGCACAAGCUUACACUCGAUGCAUUCUACAUAUAUUGGAUAGCACGCUGCCUCUCAGGCGCUGACUGUCUCGAAAACCUCCUCUGCUUUCAUCAAUUCUUCGUCCUCUGCGAAUGCAGGGUCUUUCUUGGCCAAAACCUGGAAAGAAGAGACAUGAUACUCAAACCUCGAAUGGCAGAUGCAGGAGAUAUGGACAUACGAUGACGUCGCGCAAAUCCUCGACAGCCUUUCUCAGGCGUUGAUCCGUAUUUACGACCAUUUUCUUCGACUCUUCCACCAAUUUCGCCUGCACGUCGUCCCAUAUUAGCAUGGAUACUGGUUGUUCACUUGAAGCCAAGGCAGCACGCACCGCGUUCCUUACACCCCAGUCCUCUUCCCCCUCUGCCCUGAGCUUAUCGAGCUUGAUUUUGUUCUCUACUACCUCAUUCUCGUAAACUUCGUGUUCCUUGAAAACCCU
Heterobasidion irregulare TC 32-1 is the source of this 1082-nucleotide messenger RNA. RefSeq lists its product as uncharacterized. Gene Ontology annotation, cellular component: mediator complex. The coding region runs from base 17 to 589 and encodes 190 amino acids. The record is from RefSeq and is a predicted model, not a curated record. Gene Ontology annotation, molecular function: transcription coregulator activity. Gene Ontology annotation, biological process: regulation of transcription by RNA polymerase II. The transcript is spliced from 4 exons. Lineage: Eukaryota; Fungi; Basidiomycota; Agaricomycetes; Russulales; Bondarzewiaceae.